Molecule: messenger RNA, 3625 nt
Organism: Cadophora gregata
Lineage: Eukaryota; Fungi; Ascomycota; Leotiomycetes; Helotiales; Ploettnerulaceae
Exons: 9
Coding region: 602-3625 (1007 amino acids)
Biological process (GO): carbohydrate metabolic process
Cellular component (GO): vacuole
Molecular function (GO): beta-galactosidase activity
Source: RefSeq, a predicted model, not a curated record
CUUCCUACCGCCAAACUUCAAUGAGCAAGCAACAUGAGCUUGGCUGAAUGACUUGUACUGAUUUUGUGUGUUGCGAAUAAUAGUCGCUUGUAAAGUUGCCAUUGGCAAUCAUGCGUCGCAUAAAGGAACAGCGGCCCGAAUUGUGUAGGACCAGACCCAGCGAACCCCGCAUUCGACAUACAAUCGAGAAGUCGAGAGGAGAUACUACCGCAAACCUCUCUUCUGAAGCUUUUCUUUCUAUUCCCUUGAAGAUCUGUAUCUGUGGCUUGCCCGCUUCUCACCUAGCGGCGGGAAGGGCUUUUAUCCAGGACAUGUAUUCCGACCUGGAGGGGUCUACCCCGCGUCCAUCCCCCGCCAGUUUUACUCGCUAUCCAAGACUGAGAGUUUCUCCAUGAGGGCCUAUCUUGUACGUGAACUAGCAAUGUACCAUGUACCAUGCAAGGUCUGUAUGGCGAUGUUCGAACUCAAUUCUUCGAGUUUGUCGGUCUUCUGGGGUCGGCCCGACGGACCAAGAGAUGAUCCCCUAUGUCUCUCGCUAUAAGUAGAGCUAUUUCCUGUCUCUUUUGUCGUUUACAUGUAAUUUCCUUUCAAUGAUCUCGUCAUGAAAGUUUUACAGUCUCUUUUCUUAGCUGGCCUUGCGCUUCACAGUGCUGCCUUCUCUGUUGGUGGCAAGAAUAUUGUGGUCAAGAAGGAUAGUGAUAGAUUGCAGAACCUGGUAACGUAUGAUGAGCACUCAUUGAUGGUUCGAGGCGAACGGAUCUUCAUCUACAGUGGUGAAUUUCAUGCUUUUCGACUGCCUGUGCCAGAUCUAUGGCUCGAUAUUCUCCAGAAAAUUAAAGCGGCUGGUUUCAGUGCUGUAUCGUUCUAUACAGACUGGGCGCUGCUAGAAGGGGAACAAGGAGCAUAUCGGGCGGACGGCGCCUUUGCGAUAGAGCCACUCCUCGAGGCUGCGGCCAAAGUCGGAAUAUACCUUAUUGCACGACCAGGCCCCUACAUCAAUGCCGAAACAAGUGGUGGUGGUUUUCCAGGAUGGUUGCAACGCAUCAAAGGGGCUUUGCGGACCAGAGCACCAAGUUACCUUGCUGCCACAGAUAAUUACAUCUCUUCGAUCGGCAAGACAAUUGCUAAGUAUCAGAUUACAAACGGCGGUCCGGUCAUCUUACUCCAGCCAGAAAACGAAUAUUCUGGAGGCCUUGAUCCGUUCCCAGAUCCUGUCUAUGCUGAUCAUCUGGAGCAGCAAUACCGAGAUGCAGGUAUUGUGGUUCCAUUCAUCAGCAACGAUGCAUGGGCCGCCGCUGGGCAUCUUGCCCCUGGACCAGACGCAAAUGGAUCUACUCUUGGAGAUGUAGAUAUCUAUGGUUUUGACUCCUAUCCACUUGGAUUCGACUGUGCUAAUCCGCAUGUCUGGCCAAACACCUCCUUGCCGCAGACUUACUACGUUGACCACCAAGGUGUAUCUCCGUCAACUUUCAUGUCAAUUGUCGAGUUCCAAGGGGGGGCUUUUGAUGCUUGGGGUGGUAAUGGGUUUGAUAAAUGUGCAGCGCUGCUCAACAUGGAGUACGAACGCGUAUUUUUCAAGUACGCACUUGCUCAAGGCACUACACUGCUCAACAUAUAUAUGACGUACGGAGGAACCAAUUGGGGUAACUUGGGGUUUUCAGGAGUCUACACAUCCUAUGACUACGGAGCUGCGAUCUCCGAGAAUCGAGAAGUUGACCGGGAGAAGUACAGCGAAGCCAAGCUUAUUGGAAACUUCUUGAGAGUUUCUCCAGCCAUCUUGACAACGUCUGUUGGAUCCCCUACAAACUCUUUUGCAAGCACUCCUUCGAUCACUGUCAACCCCUUGUACGGCAACGGGACGAUAACCAACUUUUAUCUGGUAAGAGCUACAGACGAAACGCAGGACACUCCAAUUUCCUUCACUUUCAGGGCCCCAACGAGCAAAGGCGAAGUUUCUAUUCCUCAGCUUGGUGGCACUCUGACUCUCCCUGGCCGUGAUGCAAAAUGGCUUGUGACAGACUACUCAAUCGGCAAUACUACCGUGCUUUAUUCGACAGCAGAAAUAUUCACUUGGAAGCAAACUGGUACGAAGGCAUUCCUGGUUGUCUAUGGUGGUACUGGCGAACAGCACGAACUUGCCCUUAUCUCCGCCUCUGUGGCGAAAACGACUGAGGGGUCUGGGAUAACCGCCAAGACCAACAAUAGCAUGACUAUUUUGGGUUGGAAAACGUCAAGCACUCGUCGCGUGGUACAAGUCGGAAGCGUAUUCGUUUACAUCCUUGAUCGAAAUACUGCAUACAAUUACUGGGUACCGGACUUCAAGAGAAGCGACAGCUGGGGCUCCUAUACUACAACUAUCGACAAGACAAGCUCUGUAAUCAUCGAAGCAGGCUACUUGGUCCGAGAAGUUACACUCGAUGGAUCUGCAUUAAAAAUCACUGGAGAUCUAAAUGCCACUGCCCCCUUAAAAGUGAUCGGGGUGCCAAAAUCCGCAACACAGCUGUCAUUCAAUGGCAAGAAAUUAAGUUUCAAGACAGAUACAGUGACUGGAGAAUGGACGUCAAGUCUUGAGUACAAGAAACCUGCAGUCAAUUUGCCCAAUUUGUCCAGUCUUAAAUGGAAAUACAUAGACAGCCUACCAGAGAUCCAAGCUUCGUACGACGAUUCAAAGUGGACUGUGGCAGAUCACAAAACAACAAACAAUCCGACUGCACUUGCAACGCCGACUUCUUUGUAUGCUUCAGACUACGGGUAUAACACUGGAGCUCUCAUUUACAGAGGUCACUUUACAGCAACAGGCAAAGAGACGACACUCAACCUAACUACCCAAGGUGGCGCCGCAUACGGAAGCAGUGUCUGGCUCGGUAACACAUACUUAGGCUCUUGGACAGGCAACGACAAAACCAUCAUCCACGCCGACAUCUACACCCUCCCCAAGCUCAAAGCCGGAACCAAAUACAUUAUUACCGCCGUAAUUGACAACAACGGUCUCAACGAAAACUGGUACGUCGGCGCCGACGACAUGAAAACUCCCCGCGGCAUAAUGAACUACACCCUCACCGACCACUCCCAAACCGCCAUAACCUGGAAGCUAACCGGAAACCUCAACGGCGAGAAAUAUCUCGACAAAGCGCGCGGCCCCCUCAACGAAGGUGGCCUCUUCGCCGAACGCCAAGGCUACCACCUCCCAUCACCACCGAGCCAAAACUGGGCAUCUCUCAGUCCACUAACAGGAACCAAAACCGCAGGAAUCGCAUUCUACAGCACCUCAUUCAAGCUUGAUCUUCCUUCAGGCUACGACAUACCGCUUAUAUUCAACUUCGGCAAUACGACUAUGGAUGGUGGCAAGACAACGGCGAAUUUCCAGGCGCAGCUGUGGGUUAAUGGGUGGCAGUUUGGGAAGUAUAUCAAUAAUAUUGGGCCGCAGUUGAGCUUUCCUGUGCCGCAGGGGAUUCUGGAUUAUCAUGGGGAGAACUGGGUUGCGGUGGAGAUCUGGGCGAGGAAUAGUGGUGGAGCGAGGUUGAGUAAGUUGGAGCUGGAGGCUGGGGUGCCGGUUUUGACGGCGUUGAAAGAGCCGAGGAGUGUUGAUGCUCCGCGGUGGAGGAAGAGGGUGGGUGCGUAUUGA